CUAUAUUUUAUUUUAACAGGGUAAUAAUUAUUUUAAACAAGGAAAUUAUGAUGCUGCGAUAGAAUGUUACACAAGAGGAAUGAAUGCAGAUCCAUAUAAUCCAACUUUGCCAACAAACAGAUCAUCUGCUUUUUUCCGACUGAAAAAGUAUUCUGUGGCUGAAUCUGAUUGUAACUUAGCGCUUGCUCUAAAUAAAAAUCAUACAAAAGCUUAUGCCAGAAGAGGAGCAGCACGCUUUGCUUUGAAAAAAUUUGAAGGUGCCAAAGAAGAUUAUGAAAAGGUUUUGGAAUUGGAUCCAAACAACUUUGAAGCAAAAAGUGAACUUAGGAAAAUUGAACAGGUUCUUGCAUUGAAAGAAAAUUCCCAGCCUGAAGGAGAAGAUGCCAAUAAGACUCUGGAUGUUGCAAAAGAGGAAGUGAAACAGAUAGAAGAAGAGCAACUUAAGCAAAAGGCUAUAUCAGAAAAAGAUUUGGGUAAUGGAUAUUUCAAAGAGGGCAAAUAUGAAGCAGCAAUAGAAUGCUACACACGUGGAAUAGCAGCAGAUGGCACCAAUGCCCUUCUUCCAGCAAACAGAGCUAUGGCCUAUCUGAAAAUACAAAAAUACAAAGAGGCGGAAGAAGAUUGCACUAAAGCUGUAUUACUAGAUUCUUCAUACUCUAAAGUUUAUGCCAGAAGAGGGACUGCUAGAACUGCACUGGGAAAGCUGAAAGAAGCAAUGCAAGAUUUUGAGACAGUAUUGAACCUGGAACCUGGUAAUAAGCAAGCAAUAAAUGAAAUAAUGAAACUGAAGAAUGAAUUAAUUGGAAAAGGACUAUGGACAGACAUGGAGCAUCCUAGACUAUCAGAGAAUGAAGCAGAAAUACAAAAUCAAGUAAAACCUAUUGACAAGCCCCUACAUCUUAGAUCAGCAAAACCCUUGAGAAGAAUAAUCAUUGAAGAAGUUGGUAAUGAGAUGCUGAGCACAAAUGUAGGGGUUACUGUUGGUCUAGAGCCUACUCAGCCUGAUUUUUCAAGUACAACAGAAACACAGGCUUUUGUGUCUGCAAAGAAUCUAAGUAAGAAUGACUUCUCUUCUCCAACUGAUACUCCUAAAGCAAAGCUGUUGAAAAUAGAAGAAAUAGGUGAUUCUAUAUCCAUGGAACCUCUUACUAAAAGUAUAAUGAAACAAAAAUCAAACCCACAGCCUUAUUCUAUGAAAAAACAAACAGAAAUGGAAAACCAAACGCUCCCUCCUGUAUUUGCAUGCCCUGUGCCUUCAGUUCCUGUGAAUUCUUUCCAACUUGAAUCAGAUUUCAGAAAAUUAAAAGAAUACCCUGAUCAAUUAUACUCGUAUUUAAAGCAAAUUGAUCCUUCACAGUAUCCUAAUCUAUUCCAAAAGUCAUUGGAACCAGAUGUAUUUAGCCAAAUUCUGAAAAUUCUAGAAGAUUUUUAUAUUGGGAAAGAGGAUCCUUCACUUAUCUUAAAUAUUCUGCAAAAACUGUCAGAAUCAAAAAGAUUUGAUAUGGCAGUAAUGUUUAUGUCAGAUUCAGAGAAAAAAACUGUACGUUCAUUAUUUGAUCAUUUGGAACAAUCAGGACUGGAAGGUUCUUCCAUUGAACAACUCAAUAAAAGAUACAGAGUUUGAGACAAAUUGCUUUGUGUAUUUCUACAUACAAACACAGCUGACUGUGCACCUUUCUGGAAAAGCGCUGGUUCCUUAAAAUGAAAGUCAUGACCAGAAGAAUCCAAACUGCCUGCCACUUGUGCAGAUGGGAGAGUUUACUUAUCCACCUCCUUCCCCCUUCUUCCAAAUACUUCAUUGUGUGCCAUUUUAGAAAGUCCCUACAUUUACAAUAGUGGCUCCUUGGCACAAAAGAAGAGGAAAGGAACAUGCUGUUUUGUGCAUGUUGUUCCAUGCACGGUUCUUUGGAUCAAAGCCCAUGAAGACAUGUAAAUAAUUUAAGUGGGACAUAUGAUGAUCUUUCCAUUUAGCAAGAUACUUUAUGGGAUUUAGCAGGGCAGAACUUGGUUUAAACAGUUUUCACCCCUUCGGUCAUGUAGAAUUAAGGCUGACAAUGAUGUUUUAAAAUAUUGUUUGAACUUUACUUGUGUUUAUUAAUUGCCUGUUACAUAUUAUUCUACAUUUUUGUUCUUAUAAAUAAAUUCACAAUUGUAUAAUU
Messenger RNA from Sceloporus undulatus (fence lizard), 2159 nucleotides. RefSeq names its product RNA polymerase II associated protein 3 (gene RPAP3). The record is from RefSeq and is a predicted model, not a curated record. Gene Ontology annotation, molecular function: protein binding. NCBI's taxonomy places the organism in Eukaryota, Metazoa, Chordata, Lepidosauria, Squamata, Phrynosomatidae.